ACUUGUCUCUGCGUGUCUGCCGCCAUGCCACGCCAUGCCUUGCCAUGGCUCACAAUUUUUUUUUCUUCUUCUUCUUCAAUGGGCUGCAGGGCGCGCGACACAAGAGAGCUUCAGGCGAGGAAGCGAAGCGACUGGUAGCUCCAGCAUCCAGGAUCGGCCCAUGACAUCGUCUCCGGCACACCAUCCAUCACAACUUCUGGGGCACGGGGUGGUGGUCAGAGUGAAGUUCAACGGCGGGGUUCACUUGUACCUCGACUCCACGGUAGCUCGGGGGCGUGCGUCUAUACGCGAAGAAAAGGGUACAAAAAUGUACAUGGAAGGUCAAGUUACGCGGAUAUGGUCGAUGUCGAGGGGGGGGCCUCACUCUUCACCCCUCCAUCACUGAGGUGGUCCACGGCGAAACGCCGAGGCCUCGGGCCAGAAGGGUUCCCAGGGUAGGCGACGAAAUGCUCCGAAGAAAAUUUGAGUUUCCCAGCCUGUGCCCCCUUCAGAAUAGAUCUGAUAACCAAGAGAGCAUUGGGGGUUUAUGGAGAUGGGGUUCGUAGCGGUCGUCCCUCGUAGUUGAUGUAUUGCCGUCAAUUGCGUGCG
Molecule: messenger RNA, 588 nt
Organism: Colletotrichum acutatum
Lineage: Eukaryota; Fungi; Ascomycota; Sordariomycetes; Glomerellales; Glomerellaceae
Exons: 1
Coding region: 35-385 (116 amino acids)
Source: RefSeq, a predicted model, not a curated record